AUGGGCAUUUCUCAUGUGGCAUGGGUUUUAGCCGUCUGCCAGCCCCUUCUAGCCGGGGCGCUGCCUGUCCCUUCACCACCUGGAAUUCCCUCCGCAUCUACCGCCAUAAGUGAGCUGGCGGGGUUAACUGUUGCUGCACAGGGAUCGCAGGAUGGAUAUAGCCGCGCGCUGUUUCCACACUGGAUCACUCAAAGUGGUACUUGCAACACACGGGAAGUGAUCCUCGCCCGGGAUGGAACGAAUGUGGUGCAAAGCUCCAGUUGUGCAGCUACUAGUGGAUCAUGGUAUUCUCCAUAUGAUGGGGCCACAUGGACAGCUGCAAGUGAUGUCGAUAUCGAUCACCUGGUUCCAUUAUCCAAUGCUUGGAAGUCGGGUGCAGCCAGCUGGACCACGGAUGCUCGUCGUGCCUUCGCCAACGAUUUAACUAAUCCUCAGCUACUCGCUGUCACUGAUAGCGUGAAUUCCGCGAAGGGAGACAAAGGCCCAGAAGAUUGGAAGCCCCCGUUGACUUCUUACUACUGCACUUAUGCCAAAAUGUGGGUGAAAGUCAAAUCAGUCUAUAAACUUACAGUGACUUCAACCGAAAAGGCCGCUCUUGUUCAGAUGCUGGACACUUGUUGA
Molecule: messenger RNA, 621 nt
Organism: Penicillium soppii
Lineage: Eukaryota; Fungi; Ascomycota; Eurotiomycetes; Eurotiales; Aspergillaceae
Product: HNH endonuclease family protein
Exons: 4
Coding region: 1-621 (206 amino acids)
Source: RefSeq, a predicted model, not a curated record